Mizuhopecten yessoensis (Yesso scallop) is the source of this 486-nucleotide messenger RNA. RefSeq lists its product as uncharacterized. The transcript has 2 exons. The record is from RefSeq and is a predicted model, not a curated record. Lineage: Eukaryota; Metazoa; Mollusca; Bivalvia; Pectinida; Pectinidae. The annotation marks the transcript as partial.
AACGAGUUCUCCUUGAAAUCAAGCCGGCCAAAAGUAUGUCAGAACCGCCUGCAGUCUGUUUGGCUGAGCAGUUCAAGCACUACGUAUUGGAAGGUGGAUUACAAUUAUCAGAGGAUUCAGAUACAAUUUUAGAAGUAGACGAAGCAAGUAUCGAAAUAACACCGGAGCACAAGCCUGAAGAUGGACUUCCAUUUGUGAGCUUUAGUAGAGAAGAGGUGUUCGUUUCCGACAGCGAGUCAGUCAUCUUGCAAACAUAUAUUAUCUCGUCACCACCUGCUUCGUCAAUCGAGUGGUUUAAGGUAAAAGAUGACGAUAUCCAGAGUGAAAUAGAAGUAGACAACAAGAAAUACUAUGGAGGCUCUGAAAUAGCUCCCUCUCUAAUCAUCCGAAACGUCGGUGUUGAUGAUGAAGGAUGGUAUGUUUGCCGGGCUACAAAUACCAAAGGAACUGGAUCCAGCAACAGAACGUUCGUUCGGAUAAACAAUG